Molecule: messenger RNA, 1010 nt
Organism: Brassica oleracea var. oleracea
Lineage: Eukaryota; Viridiplantae; Streptophyta; Magnoliopsida; Brassicales; Brassicaceae
Product: protein YLS9
Exons: 1
Coding region: 99-812 (237 amino acids)
Cellular component (GO): plasma membrane
Source: RefSeq, a predicted model, not a curated record
UCCUCCUCCACCUAAUAACAUUAAUUAUUCCCUUUUUUACUUCCUCUCAUCCUUUUUACAAAUCAUCACACAAACAAAGAAGCUUUUUCAUCGAACACAUGGGAGACAGGCACCACCAGGACUUAAACGGCGCCUACUACGGCCCAUCGAUCCCACCUCCAAGGAAAGUCUCUCACAGCCACGGCAGAGGCGGCGGCGGCUGCUGCGGCUGCAUAGGCGACUGCCUCGGCUGCUGCGGAUGCUGCAUCUUGAGCGUCAUCUUCAACAUCCUCAUCACCAUAGCCAUCCUCUUAGGCAUAGCCGCUCUGAUCAUCUGGCUAAUCUUCCGACCAAACGCCAUCAAGUUCCACGUCGCCGACGCCAAGCUCACGCAGUUCACGCUCGGCGCGGACAACAACCUCCGCUACAACCUCGACCUCAACUUCACGAUCCGGAACCCUAACCGCCGCAUCGGCGUCUACUACGACCAGAUCGAGGUCAGGGGAUACUACGGAGACCAAAGAUUCGGUAACGGCAACGUGGCGCCGUUCUACCAGGGGCACAAGAACACGACGGAGGUGGGGAGUAAGCUCGAGGGACAGGGCUUGGUGGUGCUUAACGGCGGAGAUCGGAAGGAUCUGGACGAGGAUUUGAAGUCGGGGAUAUACAGGAUCGACGCGAAGCUGAGGCUUAGGGUGAGGUUUAAGUUUGGGUUGAUCAAGUCGUGGAGGUUCAAGCCCAAGGUUAGGUGUGAUCUCAAGGUUCCUCUCGGUUCCUCUAAUGUAACCAGCGGGUUUCAGUUUCAGCGGACCAAGUGUGACAUUGACUUUUGAUGCUAGUCAAAGUCAAAUGCUAUUGUGUUCGGAUUCCGUUUUCAUUUAUAUGCACUUGUUUAUUUUUAUCUUUAGUUGUUUAUCUUCAUUAUUUGCGUACAUGGACUUUAUGUGAUAUUGUUGGAGAGGUAUAUAUGUUUUGUGUAAUAAUCUUUUUAGCGUAUGGUUCCAUGUAAAUAAAAUAGUUUUUCGUAUAAA